CCACCAACCAUGUCUAAAGAUGAAGAAAAAGUUAAUUUGCGUCGCCUGGAGCCUGCCAUCCAGAAGUUUAUUAAAGUUGCCAUUCCCACAGAUCUGGAGCGAUUAAGAAAACAUCAGAUAAAUAUUGAGAAGUAUCAGAGGUGCAGACUGUGGGACAAACUGCACGAAGAACAUAUCAAUGCCGGGCGUACUGUUCAGCAGCUGCGAGCAAAUAUCCGAGAGAUGGAGAACCUUUGUUCCCGGGUCCGGAAGGAAGAUAUGCUGACUUUGCAGAGAAUGAUUGAUCCCGUGAAAGUGGAUGCUUCGUUGGCCGUACAAGAAUUUUUGCAGCUGCAUUCGGAGUCCGCCGAAGUGCUGAAAAGACAUUUCAGAGAGCAGGAGGCCGCCUCAUCGGCUGCUUUGACCCGCUCUACCACCAUCGGAGCAGAAACCUUCUCUAACGCUGAAGACGGAGAAAAUUCCCUUAGCCAGAUUUUUGCUCCGUUGCCAGAAAUCCCCCAGGAUCAAAAUGCUGCGGAAUCCUGGGAGGUGUUAGAAGAGGACCUGAUUGAACUUAGCACUCUGGUGACUGAGUUCUCCCUGCUUGUUAAUACCCAGCAGGAGAAGGUGGACCGGAUCGAAGAGAACGUCUGCAGUGCCGUCGCCAACGUGGAAGAGGGAACCAGGAACUUAUCCAAGGCUGCCACCUACAAGCUGGCUGCUCUCCCGGUGGCCGGCGCCCUCCUGGGGGGAAUCGUCGGGGGGCCGAUCGGGCUCCUGGCCGGCUUCAAAGUGGCCGGACUGGCGGCGGCGUUGGGCGGCGGCGUGCUGGGCUUCACGGGAGGGAAACUCAUCCAGAGGAAGAAGCAGAAGAUGAUCAAGGAUCUCUCCUCCGCCAGCUGCUCGGAUCUUCCGCGGCCCAGCGACCAAGGGGGCAGCUGA
Molecule: messenger RNA, 921 nt
Organism: Protobothrops mucrosquamatus (brown spotted pit viper)
Lineage: Eukaryota; Metazoa; Chordata; Lepidosauria; Squamata; Viperidae
Gene: STX17
Product: syntaxin 17
Exons: 7
Coding region: 10-921 (303 amino acids)
Biological process (GO): exocytosis; intracellular protein transport; vesicle fusion
Cellular component (GO): plasma membrane; SNARE complex; autophagosome membrane
Molecular function (GO): SNAP receptor activity; SNARE binding
Source: RefSeq, a predicted model, not a curated record